GGUCACGUGAUACAUACACACAAACACGGCCAUAUUGGUUUUGUGCUUCGUGUUCAGGCUGUUGAACAUUGCAAAAAAAUCAGAAUCAGAAAAAGUGUCAAGAAAAAUAAGAGAUGGCAGAUACAUUGAAGUUUGGUCCCGAAUGGCUCAGAGCCUUAUCGGAUGGAAACAGUUUGGGCACUCCUCCGCCCUCUCCAGGCUUUGGUAAAUACAAGUUGGCAGAUUAUCGUUACGGUCGAGAGGAGAUGCUAGCACUAUAUAAUCCAAACAGUAAAAUACCAGAGGAGUUGGAGGGACAGACCUACGUUCUAGUUGAAAAAACACAAGAGCCCCUUGCAUUAAUACCACACUCUGAAGAAGAGCAGAGACUUUUAUCACAGAGUGUGAACAGUAUGGCAGUUUUACGAAUGUUUGGGCGUGGAGGGCCCCCUGGGGUGAGGGGUGGUCGAGGGAUGGGUCCAGAAAGGGGUAGAGGCCGAGGUUUGGGUCGUGGGAGAGGUGAAGGUGGUUUCCUACAGAGAGGUACAUCAUAUGAGGAGACAGGUGGUGGAGGCUUUGGUCGUUCCUCAAGUCACAUCAGAACAGAUGGCUGGGAGGAAGUAGGGAGCAAACGUAAUUAUCAGAACAGGUUUGAUGAGGCUGGCGCGCCACGGCGGGAAUUCACAAGAUCAGUCAGUAGUACAGAUAAUUGGCGAGGGAGGGACGAGGAGGAAGAAGGGGAUGGAGAUUGGCGCAAAGCUGGUUCAUCUAAAUGGGGUGCUCGAGGAAACUGGAGAGACCCAAGCAACAGAGAGAGGGGAGGUUUUGAUUCUCGUCCUAAUGGAGUACAGCGAGGGGGCAGAACAUACCAGAGGAAUAGAAACAGUGAGUCCUGGGAUGAUGAAGGUGAAAACUUACCAGAAUGGAGUAUGCCCGACUCGGAUGAUGUGGAGGAACCUGGUACAUUUGAUUCUAGUGGAGCAUUUGUCUUUAAUAAGUUAAAGGGUAUGGUGAGAGGUGGUAAAGGUGAUCAUGAGGAUAUCCACGAUCGAAAGGGUGCUCCAGGCUUCAAACUCCGUGAGCCUACCAUGGGGACAGACUCCCAGCAAAAAGAUGAUUCUAAGGAGGACAAAAGUGACUCGGAAAGUGGGUUCAGUAUUCGGAAUGGGGAUGAAGAGCCGGGCACAUCUGUAAAUGAAUAUCAAGACAAAUCGCCUCAUGAUAAAACAGACAAUAAAGACAAAAGUAAACAAGGCAAAUCUAAUCCACGGACAUCGCCACAGGAAGUAGAGCGACCAAACAGUAAACCUCAAGUGUCCGACAAUUCAAGGCAGUCCAAUCUCUCAACAGUGCCCGCCUCAGUUACUAAACAGACUUCUGUUCAAAAUAAAACUGCUGAAUUAGAAUCCAGUGAUAGGUCUAGUAGUGCUCAAAAACAAAAAAGUGCUCCAUCUACUACAGAGACUAAAACCAAAUCUACAAAAAAACCUUUAUCCAAAAAAGAGGCCCAGAUGGAGCAAGAAGCUCUAGAUAGACUUAAGGAAAAAGCAGAAAAUAUGGUCCUGGAGGCGAUUGAUGUAGAGGCUGAGGAGGAAGAAGAGGAAAAUUCACAAGAAGAUGAAAGCACAAAGAAAUGGUUCUAUUUAGAUCCCCAGGGAGAUGUCCAGGGUCCCUUUGCCUCUAGUGAGAUGGCAGAAUGGUUUAGUGCUGGCUAUUUCACCAUGAACCUAAAAGUGAAGCGGGGAUGUGAUGACCGGUAUUCACCAUUAGGAGAGUUAAUUAAGAGGUGGGGUAGAGUUCCAUUUUUGCCAGGUACAGCGCCUCCUCCAUUACUCAAUUCCCCUCAGAGGCAAGCAAGUCCUGACCUGGCAGCACAGCAACAACAGGACCAGAUAAAGCUUCUACAGCAACAGUAUGUCUUACAGCAACACAUGAUGCACCAACAGAUGGUUCUCAGACACUUACAGCUGCAACAGGUAAUGACACAGUUACAGGAAAAUGAAGAAUUUAAAAACCUGCCUCCUCUACAUCAACAACAGCUGGCGACAGAGAUCCUCCUCAAACAGCCCAUAUUACCUGUGCCUGGUGUCCCAACCUCUGACCCUAAACUGUCUCCAAGGUCUCCCCCUACAGAGCGGGUGGGUGGUGAGUCACCUAGACAAAUGUCCCACACAUUUCAUCGCUCAAUGUCUCAGCCCGCUGACCUUACCAAGUCACCACCACAGGCAGAUGAUGGGUCAAUAUGGGGUGGUAUUAACCCAGCUGUUCAAGAUCUGUUAUCCCAAGGAACGGGCAGUGUGUGGGACCUUGAUCCAAAAUCUGUGAUAUCCUCAUCAGACCUGGAAGCGCAGCUAGAGAAAGCUAGAAAGGAAACUGAUGAACGCCAGAAAGAAGAGGAGGAAAAACUACGAUCAGAAUUAUUUCACAGAAAGCAAGAAGAACUUAGAUUACAAAAGGAAGAAAUACAAAGGGAGAAAGAAAUGAUGGAAAUGGAACGACAAAAAUUCAUGAAGUUAGAAGAAAUGAGACAGAAGGAAGAAGCAGAGAAACAAAUGCGAGAAGAAAAAGAGAUGCAGAGGAGAAAAGUAGAAGAGGAGAGACGACAAAUGGAAGAAAAAAUUAGACGACAAAAGGAAGAAGAACUAAGGCGAAGAAAGGAAGAAGAAAUGAGAUUACAAGAGCUACAUAGACAGCAAGCAGACUUACGGCAGCAAGAAUUACAGAGACAGGAACUGAUACGUCAACAGGAGAUACAGAGACAGCAAGAGAUAAAACGACAAGAGGAAGAGGAGAUGGAGAAACAGAAACAAUUGGAAAUACAGAAACGACAGGAGGCACAAAGACUGCAGGAAUUACAACACAAACAACAAGAGGCACUCCGCAAACUUCAACAGGAACAGAUGGCAAAGAUGCAGUUACCAUCCCAUGCCCAGUGGGCCAAUCAACAGUCAAAUGCCAUGGGGGCCAGCGGAGUGUCAAAUAAAACCCAGUCCCUUCUGGAGAUUCAGGAACAGGAAGAGAGGGAGCGCUUCGAACAAGAAUCUAUGCAAAUGCAGCAGCGCAAAGCAGAUGUACAACGACAGCAGAUGCUAACAUUACAGCAGCAACAGCAACAGAAAUCCUGGUCUAGUCAAGUUGUGCCCAGUCAGGGUAAUGGGAAGACCUUGUUGGAGAUCCAGGAAGAACAGUCCAAACAGGAGACAGAACGUAAAAAUGAACGACAGCAAACUCAACAAAGUCAGACAAAGAACCUUACACUUGGUGCUGCAAGUGUUUGGGGUGGAGUUACCUCCCCUUCACACUGGGCCAGUGAAGGGGCAUGGGGCAAUGCUGUAAGGGCACAGACAAACUCCCAACAGAACAGUGGCACCAGUAAUGGUGCAGGCUCCCUUGGCUUCUGGGACGAUGCUAUCAUCUCGUCUAAACGAGCACCUGCUGCCUCCUCCAGGAAUAGCGGUGGGCAGACAAACAAUGCUGAGUUUCCUGCCCUAAAGGGAGGUCAAAUCAAUACUGCAGCGCCUGUCAUCAACACCACCAGCAAACCAAAGCCAUCCAAGAUGAAGAAAGAAGAGGAGGCUGUCCAGAAGUUAUUUCAGGGCAACAUUCCAAAGGGGGACGAUUUUACCCAGUGGUGCGAGAGGGAGCUGAGGAAUAUGGCUACUUCAGUAGACAUCCCAACUUUCAUCUCCUUCUUGAAAGAGGUGGAUUCUCCAUAUGAGGUACAUGACUAUGUGCGCUCUUACCUGGGAGAAAACAAGGCAGCCAUUGAUUUUGCAAAACAAUUUUUGGAAAAGAGAAGCCAAAACAGAAAUAAGAGUCGCCAACAGCAGCAUCAACCGGAGGACAGUAUUUGGGGACCUGCCCCUGCCCGUGACUUUCGCCAGUCUCAGCCUUCAAACCAAGUCAACGACUUUGAAACCCAAAAAGCCAAGGGCAAGAAAAAGAAGAAGAUGACAAAGAUUGACAGCAGCAUUCUCGGUUUCACCGUCCAUGCAGACCCGGCCCGCAAAAACAUUGGUGAAAUUGACAACAUCAACAAGUGAAAGAAUUGACAGCAUUGCCUUGGUGAAUUUUAUAUAAUGUUUAACAUAUGGGGUUUGGUUGUCUGCUAUACAAUCAUAAGUUGUCACGAGUUGGACUGAAGAGAUAUAAAGACGAAGAUUGAGUUGACAGACAGGACAGGUUGACAAAGCUUGGAUGUCAAUAUGGAGUUGAUGGACAUGAUAGUUUGCAAAGCUUUGACGUCAAUCUGCUGCCGAAUGCCUCCUGUGUGAUACCCCAUAAGCUCUGAGAAUGAGCAGUGCCCAGUCGACCAUAGUGUACAACUGUCCCGUAAAGUGUACACUGAAAUGUCUGGCGAAAUAUGGCACUCCUGAAGGCUUGGUAGGCCGGGAGUUACCUCCCAUUACCAGAUAUAACGAGAGAAUUAUAAGGCUUUCUGCUUGUUAAAGAGAUGGACAAUACAAAAUCUACAUGUUGUUUCAAAGGUUAUGUCAGUUCAAUGUGCAAAAAGUCAGCAAUUUUACAACAACACAAAUGGAUAAAAAUCAUGCAGUUUCACUGAAAAUGUUGAUAAAAAUCAUGCAAUUUUAUCAGAAACUUAGAUGAAAAUCAUGCCUUUUUAAUAUGAUGCAUGUCCAGGAAUAUGGUGUAUAACGGAGAAAAAAAUCAACUGUGGAAGAUAAACAUCUAAAAAGGUUUAUUUUUAUGAUUUUGAGUUUUUGGCAUCUCAUUCUUAAUCAUUGAUCUGUUUUUAUUGAAUUUUAGAGGAAGUUUUAUAGAAAACAUUAACAUUUUAAUGUUUUCAUUGUUGUUGGAAUAUUUGAUAUAUUUGAAAUAUAAGUUCAAUACUCAUAAACAAAGCAGAUAACUAAUUACAUUGAUGCCAAUCAAGUUUUAAAUUUAUUUUUUAUACUCCAUCAUGACGGUUGGAGCUUCCUGUGAUAUGAUUUUGGCUAUAAUUGACUAAAGUCAAAAGUCAAGGUCACAUUGGUUUAGAGUAGGGACUGCAAGCGAUAAUCAACAACUAUAUUUGUAGUCUACAGAUAAUGUACAGGUGCUAUUGUUGUUAGGUUAAAUUUAAAUUUGUGUUUCACAAGUAAAGUUGUAAUGAAUGACCUUUAGUGUUGGGUGGUUAUAUUAGAGUCUGAUAAAGUAAGGAAUAAUAAGUUAUUAUAAUUAAUGUAUGGACCUUUUGAUAAAUACUGCUUUAAAAUAAUACUGAGUCCAGUAUAAAUCAUAGUGCCUAGAACUAGGUUUUUAACUCCUGAAAAGUAUACUGUGAUGAAUCUAAGGAAAAUAAGUUUUACCAUAAACUAGAUUUAUUUUCUAAAAUUUUGGUUUCGCUGAAAUUUUUACUUGAGUUUGAAUCGUUAAUAUCAAAUUGUUAUUUAAAUGUCGGUGUAGUUUGAUAAGUGUACCUCUGUAUUCUAUAAACUUUGUACACAGGCAUUUUUCGCCAAGUAUGGAUGAAUUAAAACAGGACAAAGGUAUAUUUUUUAAAUUUUAGAUUCAUAGAGUGAAAACUGAUUUUAUAGGUGGAAUGGUACUGCUUUGUAAUUUUCCUCCUGGUUCGGUACAUGUUAUAGCUACUGUCGAUUGUGAUAUGGUGGUAGGGGCUGUGGUGGCCGAGUGGUUAAGGUGUCCCGACACUUUAUCACUAGCCCUCCACCACUGGGCUGCGAGUUGGAAACCCAUGUGGGGUAGUUACCUGGUACUGACCGUAGGCAAGUGUCCAUAAAUGACCUUGGCUGUUAAUAGGACGUGAAACAAAAAUUAAAUGAAUAAUUUUUUUUUUAAAUGUGAUAUGGUCAGAUACUCUUUAAAGUAGUGAUAACAUAUCAUAUGUGGUAUAGGUCAAUUGAUCAGGCCAGAAUGUGUCUAUAUUGGUUCUGAGGUAGUAAAGUUAAUUUGAGCAAGAACUACAGACUACCACAUUUAAUGAUUAAUUUCAAUCACAGGUAUUGGUCAGUCACAAUUUAUUUUGAUGGCUUGUUAUGUACAUAUAAAUCAGUAACAGCUGGGAAAAAAAAUAUAUAAAUAUAUAUAUCAGCUGUAUCGGUGAUUUUGAUACUUCAACAGAGAUUUUUUUCCCAUGAUGCUUUGUUAGUCUGUAAUUGAAAAGCAUGUUUACUUCGCUUGAAAAACCUUCAGUAUUAGACUGGACCAGUGACCUUGAAUUAUGUACUGAACCAUAAGGAAAGUGUACCAUUUCAUGGUUAUUUUUACGAGUCUUGCCAUUCUGUUUCCUGAUUUUCUUUUAAUCGUCUGAAAAUUCCCUAUAAUGAAUAUGACAAAAAUUGAAGAUUAAUAUAUUUUCUAUGAAGGUCGGACUGGAAACUCUUUAACCUUUAGUAUUUGAAAACAGCAUGGUUGACAAUGACUGUAAGCAACUUUGAUCAUGUGCCAACAAUCAAUAUCUGUGCACAAUUUCACUUUAUUUUCAAAUAACUGUUUUUGACUAGCUUUAAAGUCUGUAUUACAUGGGUAAGCUAUUUCAGAUAACUGUUUUUGACUAGCUUUAAAGCCUGUAUUACAUAGACAAGCUAUUUCAGAUAACUAUUUUUGACUAGCUUUAAAGUUUGUAUUACAUGGGUAAGCUUCUUCAGAUCAAGGCAUCUCUGCCAGCUAGGUAUUUCAGUUUUCAAUCACUGCCGAUCACCAGGUCUCAACACCGAUCUGACCAUCACAUCUAUUAAUUGGUAGCUGGUUAAUUGGCACGUAAACAAACACUAAUCCAAGUUGGUAGUAUCCUUUCUUCAUCAAAGUAACAAAAUCAAUAUUUUUUUUUUUUUUUAAAUUUUUGUCAAUUUUAUCAACAUUCAGGUCAACUUUAUAUAUCACAAGAUUUUCAAGUCAAGAACAGAAUCAGGUAGGGGGCUUAAUACCAAAUGUAGGCCUGGUUCUGGAAAACUUCAUAGAAAGGGGAGGGGCUUAUGGCCAGGCAGGGCUUUUUGUAGGUCAAGUACAUUAUGACUAAACUUUAUUUUGAUGUUAACAACAGCCUCAAUAAUGUGCCAUGUCAAAUCCAUGUUACCAACACAAUCAGUAUUAAAACUUGUAUAUGAAUGUGGGUUGAGGAGAUAUUACACUGUUUGUAUCAAAGUGGUAGGUGUCUUGAAUAGGAAAUUGUACAAUACAUUACACUGAUGGUUCAAAGAUAUUGUCACAAUUAUGUUGUAUCUAGAAUCAAAUAUUAAUCUUAAUUGUUUGAUAUAUCAUUUGUUGCUAUUAAUACUAGUCUGAAUGAUUCUGAACAUCUAUCUGCUUUAACAGAUGAUCAUCCACUUCCUACAGUAUAUUAAAGUGGUUGGAUGGUCCAAAUCAUUCGGACUAUAUAAAUACAAUCGAUUCAUACCCAACUUUACUUUAAAUCUGAAUUCAACAGACAGAGUUUUAAUAUUGAGUUACAGCUUCCUUCUCAUUCAGACUAUAUAAAUACAGUCGAUUCAUACCCAACUUUACUUUAAAUCUGAAUUCAAUAGACCGAGUUUUAAUAUUAAGUUACAGCUUCCAUCUCAUUCAGACUAUAUAAAUACAGUCGAUUCAUACCCAACUUUACUUUAAAUCUGAAUUCAAUAGACCGAGUUUUAAUAUUAAGUUACAGCUUCCAUCUCAUUCAGACUAUAUAAAUACAGUCGAUUCAUACCCAACUUUACUUUAAAUCUGAAUUCAACAGACAGAGUUUUAAUAUUGAGUUACAGCUUCCAUCUCAUUCAGACUAUAUAAAUACAGUCGAUUUUUACUUUAAAUCUGAAUUCAACAGACAGAGUUUUAAUAUUGAGUUACAGCUCCAUUCUCAUUCAGACUAUAUAAAUACAGUCAAUUUUUACUUUAAAUCUGAAUUCAACAGACAGAGUUUUAAUAUUGAGUUAAGCUUCCUUAUUCAGUAUAUAACGGUCAGUUAUAAUGAUACUGGUAUGUAAGUUUUAAAGUCCCCAACAAAAGGCUGGCAAAAUGGCAUCCGGUCCUUCUGGCCUAAUUUCAAACAGACAGACAUGGUUAACUCCUUAUCUUAAUUUGAUAAAUCCUGUUUUUAUUUGAAGAUCAAUAUUUUAAGCGAUUCAGUGAUACUACGUGUACUACAUGUGUAAGUCUAUAAGUAGGCCGCGAGUCCUAUACUCGUUUAUUUUAUCAUAGGACUUGUUAAAUUGUUGUUAAAGGUUCCUGAAAAUCUAACUGUAGAAUGACAGUACAUACCACUUAAGACAAAAAAUACCGAUUCUAUUGUUAAGUAUAGUGAUAAUCGCUACGGGUGAAGAUUACGAUGUAAAGAUGUCAAAUGGGUGGAAAAAGAAAGUUGUUUGUGUAUAGCAAACAUAUAUCUUGUUUUUUUCUGUGAAAGAUGAAAAAAAAAUGAGAAAACAAAUAAAAAAUUCAUAAAAUA
Pecten maximus is the source of this 8365-nucleotide messenger RNA. RefSeq names its product GRB10-interacting GYF protein 2-like. The transcript has 29 exons. The coding region runs from base 114 to 4022 and encodes 1302 amino acids. NCBI's taxonomy places the organism in Eukaryota, Metazoa, Mollusca, Bivalvia, Pectinida, Pectinidae. Gene Ontology annotation, molecular function: protein binding. The record is from RefSeq and is a predicted model, not a curated record.